GUCACGCGUCUGAGGCUGGGGCGUCGACGCCUCGACAACGGUGUGCUGCAGCCGUGCGCGCCAGGCCUCCCCAUCACCCAUUUUCUCACCACCACCUCCGUCUCGUCCUCGUCGCACAGAGCGCCGUCGACGCUCCGCCCCUCUCCUUUGCGCCGGCAUGGCCGCUCAACCCUCGCAGGCGAUCAACUCGGGAGAGCUCACCGACCUCAUCUCUUCCUCGUCGUCCGCGACUGUCUAUCCUUCUGACGACACCAUUCUCUCCGUGCUGCAGGCACGCUUCCGUUCAGACCUCCCUUACGCCCGCAUUGGCACAUCCAACCUCGUCGUUGUCAACCCGUACAAGACUCUCAACAAUGUCAGCGACGCGAGCGCCAAGGAGUACGAGGAACGGUGUUACAAGGACACUAGCCUCCCUCUGCCCGGUGGUCCACCGUCACCACAGCCCCACAUCUACGACCUUGCAGCGAGGGUGUACCUGCUUAUGAGGAGGAGAAAUGAGUCGCAAUCGGUGGUCUUCCGAGGAAUAACGGCGUCGGGAAAGACACAGAAUUCCCAGCUGCUUGUCAACCAGGUGCUGAGGCUCUCCGCACAUUCCAAAAAGGAGGCGAAACUCGCGACACAAAUCAAGGCGCUCUCGCCGCUCCUCGAUUCAUUCGGUAACGCCAAAACACUCAUCAAUCCGAAUGCGUCUCGACAUGGUCGCUACCUCGAGCUCCACUUCAGUGACCGAGGUCGUAUCAGUGGGGCCAAGGUACUCACGUACGGGCUCGACAAAUCGCGCCUGAAUCGCCUCUCCUUCGAGGAACGCACCUACCAUGUGUUCUACCAGUUCCUCGCGGGCGCAACACCGGAUGAGCGUGACAUGUACAACCUCGAGGAUCCAUCAGACUAUGCGCUCCUAGCAUCGUCGGGUUGCUACCGACUCCCUUCUGGCGCUCACAGCGACGACAACACAGCGAUGGAGGAGUUGCGUGCGGCGAUGAAGACGCUUGGGUUCAAGCCGAAGCACCUUUCGUCAAUAUUCAGCUUGCUCGUGGCAAUCCUUACGCUCAGUAACGUGCAGUUCACGGAACCUGACAACAGGGAUGUCUCCGCGCUCAUCUCCAAUCCUCUCGUUCUUGAAGAAAUUGCUCGUCUUCUCGGCGUACCUCUGGACGACCUCAGCGAGACACUGACAAACAAGACAAACUAUGUCCGGAAGGAGUUGUACACAGUGCUCUUGAACGCACACCAGGCCGCAGCUCAGCGGGAUUCCUUGAUGCGCGAACUCUACGCGAUCUUGUUUGCCUUCGUCGUUGAGACUGCGAACCACCGCAUCGCCCCCAACCCCCAAUCACCACCUCCCCCUGCACAAAUUGUCUUGCUCGAUCAACCUGGCUUCCAGACGAAGGGUGCACCCGGCUCGGCAUCAGUGUACAUUGGUGGUCCCGCACCCCUCCUGACGCCCCAUGGCCAGGCCGGCUUCGACGAGUUCUGCAUCAACUUUGCGAAUGAGAUGGUGCAGUCGUACGUUCUGCGCAACGCUUUCGAGGAUUUUGUUGGGUACAACGGGGAGAUGACGAGGGAUGGUGUUUCCCUGCCCGCGAUCGCGACGAUGGACAACUCUGCGUGCAUCGAGCUGUUGCGGGGCUCUCAGCUGAGCGAGAGGGCGUCGAAGAAGCCGGGAGGUAUCCUCGGUGUGAUGAACAAGGCGAGCUCGUCGUUCAAGUCCGGGAAGAGCGGAGAGAAGCGCGACGAGGAGCUGUUGCAAGAUCUGGUCUCCAAGUUCGGUGUUCACGCAUCGUUCAUUGCGAGCCCACCAGAGCAGGCGGCGAACAUGCAGUUCGGCAUCAAUCACUUCGCUGGGCCAUGCUCAUACGACGUACACGGCUUUGUGGAGAAGGACACAGACAUCCUCGACACCGCUUUCGUCUCCCUCCUCCGGAACUCCACGGACCCCUUCAUCUCGAAGCUUAUGUCGGGGCCUAGUCUUGCGACCGAGCGUCACGCGAAGGACGAGAGCAUCAUCGCGCAAGCACAGGUUUCCUCUCGACCUCUCCGUCAACCGACACCCGUCCUCUCUCGGGAUGGUGCCCCACCUGCAGAGGGCGAGGAGCACUCGCAUCUGGACCCAUCGAAAGCCUACCCCGUCACCACUCAGCUCAGCCACAAUCUCUCCGAGAUGAUGGCCAGCCUCGACCGGACACGUCUCUGGACCGUAUCGUGUAUCCGGCCGAACGACUCAGGCUCGUCGAACUCGUUCGAUAAGCGGCGAGUAAAAGCGCAGAUCCGUGCGCUGCUCCUCCCGGACUUGGUGUCGCGCAAGAAGGUGGACUUCGUUGCCGACUUCGAUCACACGUCGUUUUGCGAUCAGUAUGUCCCGACCAUGGGCGGCUCGGAGUCGGAGCGCAUCCGGCAGUGCGCGCAUGCGAAUGGUUGGCAGGAGGGCCAGGACUACGUCGUUGGACACCGGUCGAUCUGGCUGACGUACAUGGCGUGGAAGAUGGUGGAGGAUGUCUUGCGGCAGGCGGAGAAGGAUGCGAAGAAGGGUAUGGGUAUCAAGGAUGAUGAGGACGAGAGCGUCGCGCCGGAUGAUAUGACGGAGGCGACUCAGCACGAUGCACCGUCUAUGCCUGCUGCGUCCUACUACGGUGCGGGCGCGAGCGAGGACAACUUGCUCCUGACUCGCACGGGCACGAAUGGGACGACUUACCGGGACGCGAACACGAAGGGUGGCUACGCUCAGGUCGGUCUCUCGACGCCUAACGUCGAGAACACCCCGGCGUACAACGACCAGGAAGGCGAGGUCUGGGGAUCGGAGUGGGACAAGAAGGACCCUGCCUACGGAGGUCCACCCGUACUCGAGAAGGAAGCCCCCGGCGGCAUGGUCGUCAAAGACGCACCGAACGCUGUCGAGGAGGUCCCGACUACAAAGAUUCGCCGCUGGUGGGUCGCUAUCGUCUGGUUGGUAACAUGGUGGAUGCCCGACUUCUGCCUGAACAAGAUCGGGCGUAUGAAGCGGCCAGACAUUCGGCUGGCGUGGCGAGAGAAGGUCACCAUCUUCUUCCUCAUCAUAUUCUUCAAUGGUGUCGUCUUGUUCUACAUCAUCGAGUUCGGUCGUCUCCUCUGCCCGGAUUACGACAAGGCAUGGAACACGAACCAACUCGGCCAGCACACCGGUACGAACGACUUCUAUGUCGCCAUCCAAGGCACUGUGUACGACGUCUCGAAGUUCGUCAACCACGAUCACAGUGACAUCGCGAGUGAACCGAGUAACGGCGCAGACACCUUGGACUACCUUGCCGGUCAGGAUCUGACGUACUAUUUCCCGCCACCCCUCACGCUCGCUUGCCCCAACCUGGUCACGAACGACCAGUUGUCUUUGCUCACGCCCACGAACUGGACGGAGACGGUGCCUCAAGCGAUGCACACAUCAGGAGCAUUGCAGAGCUUCAAGUCGAGUAAGCUGCAUCAGGAUAACUGGUACACGUCAAUCUUCCAGCCGAAGAUCAAUCAGUACAAGAUCGGUGCGUACGUCUUCAGCAAGGGCGAGCUCUCGGCCGCAUCGUCUAGCAAUGAUGGUUCCACGACGGACCAACGAUACUGGGCUAUCUGGGACAACAGUGUCUAUGACCUCUCCGCGUAUUUCCAGACGCUUACGAACAACGACGAUUCUUCCGUCUUUACGUUCCUGGAUUCUGAUCUCGCCGGUCUCUGGCAGUCUACGCCUGGACAAGAUAUCUCGAGCGACAUCGCGUCUACCUUGGCUAAGAUGAACUCAUCGUACGCCGAGGAUAAUGUCAGGUGCAUCAAGAACCUUUUCUACUGGGGCGAGCUGGACUUCCGUUCGACGGCGCGGUGUCAAGUUCAAAAUAUUAUGCUCAUUGUGUUCUCAGCCAUCAUCAUGUCGUCCAUGGCGAUCAAGUUCCUUGCUGCUCUGCAGCUGACACCGAAGGCGACGCCCGAGAUGCUGGACAAGUUCGUCAUUUGCCAGGUGCCCUGUUACACGGAAGGCGAGGAGUCACUGCGCCGUACGCUCGACUCGUUGGCUGCUCUGAACUACGACGACAAGCGCAAGCUCAUGUUCAUCAUCUGUGACGGUAACAUCAUCGGUACUGGGAAUGACCGUACGACGCCCCGAAUCGUCCUCGACCUCCUCGGUGUGGACCCUCAACUGGAUCCUGAGCCCCUCCUUUUCAGGUCCGUUGGCGAGGGCUCGAAGGCUCUGAACUACGGCAAGAUCUAUUCGGGUCUCUACGAAUUCGAGGGCCACGUCGUUCCGUACAUCAUCGUCGUCAAAGUCGGCAAGCCGACCGAGCGCACCAAGCCUGGUAACCGAGGAAAGCGUGACAGUCAGAUCUUGCUUAUGCAGUACCUCAACCGCGUCCAUUUCGAUGCCCCGAUGAACCCUCUCGAGCUGGAGAUCUACCACCAGAUGCGCAACGUCAUUGGCAUUGACCCUGCCUUCUACGAGUAUAUCUUCACCGUCGAUGCUGAUACGUCCGUUACGCCGGAGUCUUUGAAUCGUUUGGUGGCCGCCACUGCCGAUGACUCGAGUAUUAUCGGUGUCUGUGGCGAGACAAGGCUAGACAACCCGGAGAAAUCCUGGUGGACAAUGAUUCAGGUCUACGAAUACUACAUCUCUCACCACCUGUCAAAGGCAUUCGAGAGUUUGUUCGGCUCGGUGUCCUGUUUACCCGGUUGUUUCUCGCUCUACCGCAUCCGAACGGCGGACAAGGGUCGUCCUGUGAUCAUCUCCAACCGUAUCAUCGAGGAGUACGCGGAGCCCAAUGUCGAUACGUUGCACAAGAAGAAUCUGUUCUCCCUCGGUGAAGAUCGAUUCUUGACGACGUUGAUGCUGAAGCACUUCCCCACUUUCCGGACGAAGUUCCUCGGCUCGGCUCUUUCACAUACGAUCGCCCCGGAGUCCUGGCGCGUUUUGUUCUCGCAGCGUCGUCGGUGGAUCAACUCUACUGUCCACAACCUCUGUGAGCUGGUGCUCCUUCCGGACAUGUUCGGGUUCUGCUGUUUCUCUAUGCGCUUCUUCGUCUUCGUGGAUCUCCUGGGUACCCUGAUCCUUCCGUCGACAGUCGUCUACUUGACCUACCUGGUUAUUGUCGUCUCAACUCACCAGUCUGCAUUCCCUCUCAUUUCGAUCAUCAUGAUAGCGGCCGUGUACGGCUUGCAGGCGAUCAUCUUCUUGCUCAAGCGAGAGUUCAUGCUUAUCGGUUGGAUGGUUGUAUACAUCCUUUCAUAUCCGGUCUACAGUUUCUUCCUUCCCAUCUACUCGUACUGGUGCAUGGACGACUUCAGUUGGGGUAACACUCGUCUCGUCAUCGGUGACGGCAGCAACAAGAAGGUCGUCAUGAACGAGGAUGAGAAGUUCGACGAGUCCAUGAUCCCUCUCAAGAAGUUCAGUGAGUACGAGGCAGAAGCAUGGGAGACUGGCACGCGUCACUCCGAUGAGACCGGUUACAGCAGCAAGCCACGUUCCCGUGUUCGCGGCUCCGUGUCUGGAUCGCAGUCACCGCGCAGCUAUCACCAAACAUCGCAAGCCGAGGGCGGCGACUACUGGCGCGACACAAAUGCACUCGGCCACAAGGGCUCGAAUCCCAGCCUGCGUGGACGGCCUUCACAGACAAACCUGUCGCAGUAUGGUGGGCAGCCGGUCAUGUCGCAAUACAGCAUCCCGCAGUUGCCGUUCAUGCCCAUGGGCGGUGGACCUGGCUCUGUGGCUGGCUCUGAGUAUGGCGGCCACAUGCCCAUGGCGAUGCCGAUGGGCUACCAGAACACGGGUAGCAUGUACGGCAUGAUGCCGACCGCGCCACGCAACACCGUCAUGACAAACCUCAAUAUGUUUGGCGGCAGUGCAGAUAUGGAUGCGACCGGGUCACAGCACUCCGGCCAUGGGCUGGCAGCUCCGAUGAUGCCGAUAGCUCAGCGACCGAUGUCGACGUUCUCAAUGGCAACGUCGGUGAAUCCCUUCGCAGGGCCGAGCAUGAACCCGAAUCCUUCAGACGAGGAUUUAGUUCACGCGCUGCGCCAAUAUCUUAGCACACAAGACCUGAUGACUGUGACGAAGAAGACUGCAAGGGAAGCUAUCCAGGCGAAGUUCCCCAAGGCUGAUUUGUCGGGUCGUAAACAGUUCUUGAACGACUCGAUCGACCAGAUUCUUUCUCAAGCAUAGACAGCCCUCACGAACCUUCUACGAACAUUCGCCGCCUUGCACUUUCGGUCUUUACUUGGACGCGGACUGACGUUGGGACACUACACUAUCGGACUUUUUGUCGAGUCAUCAUGUUUGCACUGCACGGACAUUGACCAUCUCUCGCAUCACGAACACUAUAGCAAUGUAAUGCCACUGAACUUUAGUAUCCUUGGAAUCUAUGCUUGUGUAGCUGCUCAAUUUCAGCGACUUUCCAUACGA
Molecule: messenger RNA, 6406 nt
Organism: Rhodofomes roseus
Lineage: Eukaryota; Fungi; Basidiomycota; Agaricomycetes; Polyporales; Fomitopsidaceae
Product: chitin synthase
Exons: 12
Coding region: 158-6166 (2002 amino acids)
Cellular component (GO): cell periphery; cell septum; myosin complex
Molecular function (GO): chitin synthase activity; ATP binding; cytoskeletal motor activity
Source: RefSeq, a predicted model, not a curated record